AUGCUAGGAGUGUGCAUGUUUUACCAAAACAACGGAACGUCUACAAAUCAGAGGGAGGCUUUCCUCUGGUGCUUCGGUUUUGCUGCCAUAUUCGCCUCGUCGUUCAUAUGGGUUGAUAAAAGUGUUUUCUUCCAAUUCAUCUACAAGGGAUUUGGAUGGCAGACAUUAAUCCUAUUUAUAUUGGUUGUCACAUUUAUUUUCGCAGUGAUUAUAUUGAUAUCGAACCUCUUCGGUAAAGAUGUACUAGGCUCACUUGGAAAGAAAAGGCUUCUCUUCCUGUAUGCUAUAUGUCUAUUAGCACUUAUUGUCUCAGCAUCCUUAGAAACUUGGUAUAUUGGUCUCUCUACUGGCUACUUACACAGCCGAUUCAUUGCAGUUACGGUGUUCAACUGGCUUCUCGUGGUCAGCUACAUAGUUCUAUUUAUCGUAACCGUGCUUUUUGUAUAG
Messenger RNA from Ostertagia ostertagi, 447 nucleotides. NCBI's taxonomy places the organism in Eukaryota, Metazoa, Nematoda, Chromadorea, Rhabditida, Trichostrongylidae. The record is from the annotation of a GenBank genome assembly.